CUCCCGCCGGAAGUGUGAUGUGGCCGCGGAGCGGGUCGCCAUGUCUGCCAUCUUCAACUUCCAGAGUCUACUGACAGUAAUCCUGCUGCUCAUAUGUACCUGUGCCUAUAUCAGAUCCUUGGCUCCCAGCAUACUGGACAGAAAUAAAACCGGACUAUUGGGAAUAUUCUGGAAAUGCGCCAGAAUUGGUGAACGGAAGAGCCCCUACGUGGCUGUGUGCUGUGUUGUAAUGGCCUUCAGCAUCCUGUUUGUACAGUAGCGACUGGACAGUGUCUCCUGUGCCCUACUACCAAAAGCAGAACAUGGAAGAACUUGUGUCAGGAAAAGAUGGAAAAGUGUCAUCAAGUCUCCUCUCACACCCUGUUGGAUACCCUGGCUUUUAGUGAACACCCCCACCUCCUGUAAACAGACCAUCAAGUACAGUAUUAGUGAUCAUAAUGUAGCUAACUCCAGAUGACAGGUACUUAUUGAUGUCAAGUCAGUACUGACACUCCUGAUACAACUCUUGAAGGGGUGUCUCUUGUGCAUCUGAGUUUCAGGGUAGCUUUUUUUACACCAUGCAGUUGAAAAUGCUUUCAGUUUCUUUUGUUUAAUUCAUUGUUUAGUAGUCCUUGUCAUGGUUUGUUUGAUAGACCUAUUUAAUGAAACUUAAAAAAGAUAAAUCUAGCAAUAGCAAUAAGACUGCUCCUACAAGAAUAAAGAACAUUGUGACUCUAGGGUAUGUUUACAAAGUAUUUUCAAUUCUUACUGCCUGAAAAAUUUGUGUCAUUUUGUGAUAGCUGUACUCACACUACUGAAAAUAUGAUCUGUGACCUAAGUUACAUUCUAAAUGUAAUGCCACACUUCUAAACUUGUAAUUGUUCAAAUAAUCUAUCGGAAUUUUUGUUGUUAAGGUAUCAGUACAUGCAGGGACCAUAAUUUUAGUGAUGUCUGACAAGGCACAGAUGUGGGAUUUGAGAACCUGGACUGCCCAGUGUAAAGUAGUGUAUGUAAUCAUUUUUAGGGAUCUAAGUCUCAGGCAAAUAAUUCCCCAACUUUUUUAAUUAUGACAAAAAAGAUUUUAAAGCCUCUGCUGCUGUUUUUGCAUGUAAUACAAGGUUGCUAAUCAGCUAAGCAAACAGUUGCCUUCUUAGGAGUCUGCAGAUAAGGAAUUUGCAUGUCCCAGUGUUCUAAAGGUUAUAGAAAACAACUAAAAUAAAUUAAACUUGUGAUUAAUAAAGAUUGUAUUACCUUUGUUAA
Messenger RNA from Apus apus (common swift), 1239 nucleotides. RefSeq names its product transmembrane protein 167A (gene TMEM167A). The record is from RefSeq and is a predicted model, not a curated record. Lineage: Eukaryota; Metazoa; Chordata; Aves; Apodiformes; Apodidae. Gene Ontology annotation, biological process: protein secretion; intracellular transport. The coding region runs from base 41 to 259 and encodes 72 amino acids. The transcript is spliced from 4 exons.